Molecule: messenger RNA, 1062 nt
Organism: Aureobasidium namibiae CBS 147.97
Lineage: Eukaryota; Fungi; Ascomycota; Dothideomycetes; Dothideales; Saccotheciaceae
Product: putative TfdA family taurine dioxygenase
Exons: 4
Coding region: 1-1062 (353 amino acids)
Cellular component (GO): cytoplasm
Molecular function (GO): 2-oxoglutarate-dependent dioxygenase activity
Source: RefSeq, a predicted model, not a curated record
AUGCCUGGAAACAUUAUUCCAGAGGUGUUCGAAGUGCCGUCACCCAGUGAGGCUCGCUCGCGCCUUACUAAGCCUUUGGAAUACAGCGGUCUGUUGGAUUCGUACCAGAACUCAGACUUGACACCUGUUAUUGGUCGUGAAUACCAUGGACUCCAAGUGGCGGAUGUGCUAGCCGCAAAGAACGGUGAUGCUUUGAUUAGAGACAUUGCUGUUACUGUCUCGCAGCGUGGUGUAGUCUUCUUGCGCAACCAGGAUGUGACACCGCAACAGAUGCAAGCGUUUAUGGAGCGCCUGACGACCCUCUCGGGUUGCCCUGAAUCAUCCAGCCUUCACGUCCAUCCCUUGACCGAGGAAGGCAGCGAGCUGGGCGACCAAAUAAGUGUCAUCAGCUCUGAGAAGCAGAAGAAGGGUGGCGGUUUGACCCACCAGCUCAGCGACACCACGCGCCUUGCUAGUGCUGGAUGGCAUUCAGACAUUACCUUCGAGCCUGUGCCUUCGGAUUAUGCUAUGCUGAAGAUUCACACACUACCACAGACCGGCGGUGAUACGCUUUGGGCUUCAGGUUACGAAGUUUAUGACCGCCUCUCGCCUGCUUUGGCUCAAUUCCUCGAGGGACUUACAGCGACUCAUGAAGCAAAGUUCUUCCAUGAGGAAGCUGCAAGGCUUGGCAAUCCACUUCGCACAACCAUUCGAGGCUCUCCUCUCAACCAAGGACCGGCACUGGAAGCUGUGCAUCCCAUCAUUCGCACGAAUCCGGUCACAGGAUGGAAGAGCGUCUACGUGAACCGUGGCUUCACACGACGCAUCAAUGGCGUGACCAAAGACGAAUCCGAUGUACUGCUGCAAUAUCUUUUCAACCUUGUUACACAAAACCAUGAUGCGCAGGUCCGGUUCAAGUGGAACAAGAAUGAUCUCGCAAUCUGGGAUAACAGAUCCACGUGGCACACGGCGACAUACGACUACGAGGCUGCAAGAGCAGGUGAUCGUGUCUGUUCUCUGGGUGAGAAGCCUUUCCUCGACCCUGCCUCAAGUAGCAGAAGAGACGCGUUACGUUCUUCGUAG